Messenger RNA from Pistacia vera, 983 nucleotides. Its product is annotated as vegetative cell wall protein gp1-like. The transcript has 3 exons. NCBI's taxonomy places the organism in Eukaryota, Viridiplantae, Streptophyta, Magnoliopsida, Sapindales, Anacardiaceae. The coding region runs from base 1 to 975 and encodes 324 amino acids. The record is from RefSeq and is a predicted model, not a curated record.
AUGGCUGCUCUUCUCUUCACCCAAUGUGAUGCAAGAAGAUCAAUGGGGCUAACAAGGAAAGAUAGAAAACAUUCAAGAAGUUCAAUCAUCAAGUCCUCAAAGAAAUUGAGAGUAAUCAAGCACGACGGUGAUCCAUCGUCGAACACCGGACCUUAUGGUGUGAGUUCUCCAUUUUCUUUACCACCCUUUGAUUCACUAGCUCCAUAUCCCUUGACUGAAAAUGCUCCUCCAUAUUGCAUUUAUCCUCCUUUCACUCCUCAAGUACCACAGGGACCUCCUUCUGCAACUCUUCCAUCCCCUGUAGGAUACACACCAACAACCCCUUAUAUCCCUCCAAUUCUCCCUAUUCAAAGCCCACCUCCAAGUCCCACAGGUUCAGAGCCGAGCCCAUCCGGACCUUUUCCGACCCCUAGUCCACCCGAAUCCUCUGUUCCUAGCCCCCCGGAAGCACUACCUAGUCCAUAUAUCUACGUUCCAAGCCCACCAGGGUCCGUAUUGAGCCCACCUUUUUAUGAGCCUAGCCCACCUUCAGGUUCUACCCCAAGCCCACCGUCUUCCGUUCCAUCUCCCACUGGGUUUGUUCCAAGCCCACCGUCUUCCGUUCCAUCUCCUACUGGGUUUGUUCCAAGCCCACCAGUGUUUCUACCCCCAAUAGUGUACCCUCCACCCAUAGUGCCACCAUCUCCGAAAAAAAGCCCAAACAUUGCACUUUGGUGUGUUGCCAAGCCAUCAGUGCCUGACCCAAUCAUCCAAGAAGCUAUUAAUUACGCUUGUGGGUCGGGUGCCGAUUGCGAUACGAUUGAGUCCAGCGGGCCAUGUUUUGAGCCCAAUACAGUUUACGCCCAUGCUUCUUAUGCCUUCAAUAGCUAUUGGCAAAGAAACAAGGUUGCUGGUGGUACAUGCUCAUUUGGAGGCACAGCCAUGUUAGUCACUGUUGAUCCAAGCCAUGAUGGGUGCCAUUUUGAUUUCUAUUGAUUAGAGAG